CACGCGUCGGUAAACAUAUAAAUGCAAAAAACCCAAGGAAAAAAUGCGGCUGAUGAAUUGUUUGUUGAGCAGUGUUUUAAACGCCUAAUGGUAAAACUUACAGAAAACAAGGUUUGAUUAGCUGAGUCAAUGUACGUUUUUUUGGGAGUAUAGACAAUGUUUUUUUCGUUUAACCGUUAUGAAACGAUUGUGAGAUUUUCUGAGUCCGCAGAAGUCACCUUUUCGAUUAUCGGAACGGACUGACAAACGAAAAGGUUGUUUAAACCUCGUGAGCCCCUGAAACAGCUGCACACACUUCUGGCUAACCUUUCGCCGGCGUUUGUCUUACAGUUUUUGUCGAGUAUUUCCCCCCAUUCCUACGGGAUAAAAGUAUUUCAUACUGACAAAGAGAAGCUUUCUUUCUAUACACAACAGCCUGCGCCGUAUCGAAUUGCCGACCUAGACAAUUAAAAGGAAAAUACGCACACUCUUACACAACGCAAAAAGACUACACGAAAUGGUUGACGUUGUUGACCUCCUCGUUGCAGGGUUUUUUAGCAGUACUAUUACUUACAUUUGCUACACGGUGUAUGCGCCAAAAUGGAACUGGACACUACGCUAUAGCGGACAUAGCGGGGAAUUCAACAGCGACACUAAAGCUGCCGUUAAGGACACAAAGGAGGAAAGUUCGUGGUACCAGCUUCUUCGUUGUUCUGUUCCCAAGCACUGGUUCUGGCAGUUCUAUGCUUAUGGUCUGGGUAUCGUUGCAUUCAUUUGGUAUUCGCCAUGGUCUUCUUGGAGAGAACAUUCAAGAUUGCUUGCGGCGCUUUUACCAGACUGGAAGGCUACUCAGUUGAUGAAAGAGGACAUCGGAACACGCAUCGCGGUUACUAUUUUUACUGUUCACGUUCUGCAACGUCUCAUUGAAAGCCUGCGCUUCCGUCGCGGCAGUGCUCGCAUCCUCCUUUGCCAGUACAUUUUUGGAUUCGCCUUCUACACGGCGAUCCCUUUUUCUUUGUUCGGACAUGCAAGCUCUAAGAAGUCAACAAGCGCUCUCAACGUCGUUACUGGCACCAUUAUAAGUGUAUUUGGAUGUAUAUGGCAAGGAGCCUGCCACGAAUACCUUAUCUCUAAAAAGCACUGCAAGGGCUAUGUCCCAUUAACAGGCAGCGGUUUUCGCUGGCUAAAAGGAGCCCAUUUCUUCGGUGAAUGGGUUAUUUAUCUUGGCUUUGCUUUCCUCGUUCCGCACUGGCAGUCGUGCCUGGCAUUCGUGUCCGUGUUUUUCAGUAUGCUAAACAUUGCCACGUCGUACGCAGCAACCCAAGACAAAUACAGCCCUGAGCAUACUCAUCGCCGGAUUGUAGUUCCCUUCAUCUACUGAGAUGCGACGAGAACUUAAAAGAGGUGAAUUUUGAUAGUAUUCAAGCACGUUUGUAGGAACACGAAACCAUAAACAUCCCUUUUGACGGUUCAGCAUCUCCUCUUUCCAUUAUAUUCGAAACUCAGUCGACAUGGUUUCUCCAUCAUUAAGCCAUGGAACGCGUAAAACAUCUCCAAAUCCCGCUGGCAGAACCUCGCAACGCGGCAACAUGGCGAAUUCAUUAAGAACGUUGGCGUCCCAAGUAACUGUAUAGGACGAUUAAUGCAAACAUCAAC
Molecule: messenger RNA, 1635 nt
Organism: Schizosaccharomyces japonicus yFS275
Lineage: Eukaryota; Fungi; Ascomycota; Schizosaccharomycetes; Schizosaccharomycetales; Schizosaccharomycetaceae
Product: steroid dehydrogenase
Exons: 1
Coding region: 497-1360 (287 amino acids)
Biological process (GO): polyprenol catabolic process; dolichyl monophosphate biosynthetic process; lipid metabolic process
Cellular component (GO): endomembrane system; endoplasmic reticulum membrane; endoplasmic reticulum
Molecular function (GO): polyprenal reductase activity; oxidoreductase activity, acting on the CH-CH group of donors; polyprenol reductase activity
Source: RefSeq, a predicted model, not a curated record